AAUUAAGCACUGACGGAGGAAAGAGAGGGAGGGGUAUGCUAAAUAAACAUAUCUAUUUAUCUCUUUCAGCUAAUGCAGUCUCUCAGGGCAUGUGCCGGGCCUCACAUGCAGACUGAGUGUGUGUGUGUCUGUAUGUGUGUAAGAGAAGAAGUACUUCAGAAACCGAGAACCCGAAUUUGGAUUAUUAAACAUAUUUAAAUGUACCGAGGACACACAAAAUUUAAUAUUUUCAUCCAAUGGAAUCUGUUUUCAUAAAGCACCCAGUAUGAGGCUUUUCUGGACCUUUCUGGAUUUCCUCUGGACUAUUACUGAUCUCCGAGAACAGAACUGGGGAGACUGACAGUGGUGAAUAUAGGAUGGGUUGUGCUUGUAGUGACCAGAAACAUCACAAAGACUCCAAAGGGCAUGAAAGUUAUAAUUCAUCAAACUCUAACAAAUUUCAUUUGGCAAGAGAUCCCAGGAAGCAGAACAACAAUCUAGAUGAAGAUAUUGUUGUUGCUCAAUAUGACUUCCAGCCUGCUAGUGAGAGGGAUCUUCAGUUUAAAAAAGGCGACAGACUCAAGAUUAUUAAAGAGACUGGUGAAUGGUGGUUGGCGAAGUCCUUGGUCACUGGUUAUGAGGGAUAUAUCCCGUCUACCUAUGUGGCAAGAGCACACACACUGGAGGUGGAGAGAUGGUUUUUCAAGGACAUGAGUCGCAGAGACACAGAGCGUCUUCUGCUGGCACCAGGAAACAAACUUGGGGCAUUUCUUGUGAGAGAAAGUGAAACAACCAAAGGUGCUUUCUCUCUGUCUAUAAGAGACUCCAACCCAGAGCAAGGUGAUGUAGUCAAGCAUUAUAAGAUCCGAGCCCUUGAUAACGGUGGUUACUACAUCUCUCCCAACACGACCUUUUCUUCUCUUCAAGAACUAGUAAAGUAUUACUCCAGGACGGCGGAUGGUUUAUGCCAGAGGCUUGGGAGUCCAUGCAAAACUGAUGCCCCUCAGAGGCCCUGGGCUCAAGAUGAGUGGGAGAUUCCCAGAGAGACUCUGAAAAUGGUGAAAAAACUUGGUGCCGGCCAAUUUGGGGAAGUGUGGAUGGGAUACUACAAAAACUCCCAGAAAGUCGCCAUCAAGACUUUGAAGGAAGGCACCAUGGAGCCAGAGGCUUUCUUACAGGAGGCUAAUCUGAUGAAGCAGCUCCAGCACGAGAGACUGGUCAAACUGCACGCUGUAGUCACCAAAGAACCCAUAUAUAUCAUCACAGAAUACAUGGCUCACGGAAGCUUGUUAGACUUUCUGAAGACGGAUGAUGGCCAUAAAUUAAUACUUCCCAAGCUGAUUGAUAUGUCUGCUCAAAUCGCAGAGGGAAUGGCUUUCAUAGAAAGGAGAAACUACAUUCACAGAGACCUGCGCGCCGCCAAUAUUCUGGUCUCUGAGUCCCUGCACUGUAAAAUAGCAGACUUUGGCCUUGCCAGGAUCAUUGAAUCUGAAUACACGGCACAAGAAGGCGCAAAGUUCCCUAUUAAGUGGACGGCCCCUGAGGCCAUCAACUUCGGUACUUUCACCAUCAAGUCAGAUGUGUGGUCCUUCGGAGUUCUUUUGACGGAGAUCGUCACAUACGGCAGAGUACCGUAUCCAGGCAUGACGAAUCCAGAGGUGAUCCGUAACCUUGACAAGAACUACAGGAUGCCGUGUCCGGAUGGAUGUCCAGAGGAGCUUUAUGACGUCAUGCUGAAGUGCUGGAAGGAUAGGCCAGAGGACAGGCCCACCUUUGACCACCUACAGGACACACUCAAUGACUUUUUCAUUGCUACUGAGGGCCAGUACGAGAUGCAACCAUAACUUCAAUGCAGAACCAAUAGAUGAAAACUGAGGGGAUGAACAAAAACACAAGGAAUGAUAGGAUGGACUGAACUCCGAACCAAAAAUUUGGAUUACGGGGAAUAUACUAAAGCAACAAUUAUGUAUAUACGUUUUUUUUUUUACAUUUACUGUAUGCAAGUAGUUUUUUCUUAGGUUUGUUUUAUCUUGUGGGCUUCGUAAGGUAUUUCUGAAUUCUUUAAAGGUAAGUGUGCACUUUUUUAGAUAAGUUAUUUUCUUCUAUUAUUGCUGUACGUACGCCGACAACCGUGUAACGUUUGUUUGAUUCCCUUGAAAGACUAUGGCUUUGUGCUGCUGCCACACGCUCUGUUUGUUUGAGCAUUUGACCAGCCCAGUACAACGUUAUUGGCCUAAAAAAAUGGUAUGAGAUAGCAGUUAUCCCACCAAUUGGAAGACCAGGGGAGCGUUUUACCAAUCAUUAUUUAUGCACUUAAAUUAGUUAUUUUUUCAUAGAAAUUUCGCACCUCUCUGCUAAAGCUUUUGGAAAACGCAGAGCUAUACUCUCAGAGUGUGUGACACACAUAGGUUUUUAACAGCAAGGAAACAAGAUCCUCUUGUAUCUUAUUCAGAUACUGAAAUCAGACCAUGCACAGAUAUUAAACAUUAUUUCUGCACAUUA
This is a messenger RNA of Puntigrus tetrazona (Sumatra barb), 2481 nucleotides long. RefSeq names its product BLK proto-oncogene, Src family tyrosine kinase (gene blk). NCBI's taxonomy places the organism in Eukaryota, Metazoa, Chordata, Actinopteri, Cypriniformes, Cyprinidae. Bases 357 to 1823 code for a protein of 488 amino acids. Gene Ontology annotation, biological process: protein phosphorylation; cell differentiation; cell surface receptor protein tyrosine kinase signaling pathway. Gene Ontology annotation, molecular function: ATP binding; non-membrane spanning protein tyrosine kinase activity; signaling receptor binding. Gene Ontology annotation, cellular component: extrinsic component of cytoplasmic side of plasma membrane. The transcript has 15 exons. The record is from RefSeq and is a predicted model, not a curated record.